This is a messenger RNA of Durotheca rogersii, 1306 nucleotides long. Its product is annotated as aldo-keto reductase family 1 member E1. Gene Ontology annotation, molecular function: oxidoreductase activity. The transcript is spliced from 5 exons. NCBI's taxonomy places the organism in Eukaryota, Fungi, Ascomycota, Sordariomycetes, Xylariales, Xylariaceae. The record is from RefSeq and is a predicted model, not a curated record. The coding region runs from base 254 to 1123 and encodes 289 amino acids.
GACACAGUUGGAGGCCACCCAAGGCGAGAGCUAGGUACCUAAUGUGCCUAACCUAGGUACCUACCUCCGCCCCCUUAGGUACCUACAGGCAGUUGUCCCAUCCCAGCCCACAGUGCCUAUAUUCGUGAUCCCCUCAAACCACCCGCACCUACCGGGUUUCGAGACCGGAAUAUCCGCCUACGCCUUAUGUAGGGCCUGGAUCGUUGCUGGCCCGCCAGUCCCUCUUCGCCGAAACCCGCCAGGUUAAGACACCAUGUCGUCAGGCAACUUCUCGCUGGCCAGUAAAGUAAAGUUGCCGAACGGCAAGCUCAUGCCGCAGAUCCAACUCGGGCUGUAUAUGAUGGCCCCCCGAGCAACCACGACCGCCGUGACGUGGGCCCUGGCCGCCGGCUAUCGGGGCUUUGAUAACGCCCAGGCGUACCUCAAGGAGAAGAGGGUCGGCCGGGCCAUCCGGGACUUCAUAUCCACCCCCCUGUAUAAUACCCAGGGCCUCGUGCGCGAGGACGUCUUCUACACCUCCAAGCUCGCCAGCAACAACACCUCGUACCAAGUCGUGCGCCGCUCCAUCAAGCGGUCCGUCGACACCUGCGGCCUCGGCUACAUCGACCUAUUCUUGCUUCACAGCCCCUACGGCGGCCGCGAUGCGCGGCUUACGAGCUGGCGCGCCGUCGAGGAUGCCAUCGACGACGGCGAGGUUAGGUCUGGCGGUGUAAGCAAUUACGGGGUCCGUCAUAUCGAGGAGUUGAUGGCGUCAAACCCGAGGAUCCUACCGGCUGUCAACCAGAUCGAAGUCCACCCUUUCAACACCCAGACGGCCAUCCGCGCUACGUGCGCCAAAUACGGAAUCGUCGUCCAGGCCUAUGCUCCUCUAGCGCGGGCCCUGCGAAUGAAGCAUCCGACUAUCGUAGAGCUAUCCAAGAGGUACUCCUGCACGCCUGCGCAACUCCUGGUCCGAUGGUCACUCCAGCAUGGACUCGUCCCGUUGCCAAAGAGUGUGAAGCGCAAACGUCUACUUGAGAACGCCAAAAUAGGCGGAUUUGAGAUUUCCGACACGGAUAUGAGGAAGAUGGAUAUGCUUGACGAAAAACUAGUCACCGAUUGGGACCCUACCGACACUCCGUGAACUGGAUAGCAAACAAAUCCCCCGACGAUAUAGAACUCUACACAAUGGGCCAAACGCAGCUUGGCUUGAUCUCCGUGACGGGGCAGAUAUCAUUGUUUGCCGGCUAUGGAUCGCCCCCAUAGCUGUGUUUAUUCCUUCUUGCAGUUCGUACAUGUAUAGAAAAUAGGAUGACCCUCGGGGAUG